This is a messenger RNA of Mugil cephalus (flathead mullet), 857 nucleotides long. RefSeq names its product C-C motif chemokine 21-like. The record is from RefSeq and is a predicted model, not a curated record. The transcript is spliced from 4 exons. NCBI's taxonomy places the organism in Eukaryota, Metazoa, Chordata, Actinopteri, Mugiliformes, Mugilidae. Gene Ontology annotation, biological process: neutrophil chemotaxis; inflammatory response; monocyte chemotaxis. Gene Ontology annotation, cellular component: extracellular region. Gene Ontology annotation, molecular function: chemokine activity; CCR chemokine receptor binding. Bases 102 to 386 code for a protein of 94 amino acids.
UCCACCUGCAGCGGCUCACCUCACAGCAGCUCCUUGCACACCUCCUGAAGAGACUCACCGAAGCAGCUCAGCUGAAACCAGACCCACGAAGACACAGAGACAUGGCCUCUCGAGUUGCAGCUCUGCUCUUGCUGGGUGUCAUCUGCUUCAGCCUCGCAUCAGGUGAAAUGGCAGUAGACUGCUGUCUGCAAGCCUCAACCAAACGUUUGCCCUCAAGAAACAUUGUGAGCUACUUCAUUCAGGACGCUGGGAACGGCUGUGAAAAGAGUGCUACUGUGUUCAUCACAAACAGUGGAAGACAACUGUGCGUCAUCCAUCCCAGCAUGGCAACAUGGGUGCAGAAACUCAUCACCCUUGUGGACAGGAAAAAGGAAUCAAAGCAGUGAACGAGGUGUAGAGACGAGUGGACUGAGGCAGCUGAAGACUAAACUGAGACAUUCCCACAUUUCCAUUUCCAGCAAAUAGUUUGAGAGGACCAGAUUUGAAAAAGAAAAAAAAAAAAAAUCACUUCUUCUUAUUUAUGACUGUGGUUCACCACGACAGUGCCUCUGAGCUCUUGUUAAAUGUGCAGUUCUGUAUGUCUGUAUGUUCUUCUCAGUUGCGGUGAGCGGGGCUUAACUAUGGUCAAAUCGCUUCCACUGAGCGGUUUCUGAUUUUUCUUUUAUGACUUCCUGAUAAUCAUCUCUGUGAGUGGCAUUUUGGAUGGAAACACUAAUGCCUGCCUUGACUUGCCACUAGUCACAGCACUGUGUGAAAGAACUGAAUUUAAAGUGAAUGGGUUUUUGAAUAAAAUGUGAUUAUUUGUGUAAAAUUAUUACUGACAGUUAUUUUGAAAUAAACUUUGAUAUGAUUUUGUA